AUGUUCCUGUUGACAUGGCUGUGGCCCGGCAAGCGCAGUGUGGAAGACGAGGGGAAUGAAGUCAAGCAAGGCAAGAUAGCCAUCGGAGUCAGGUCUUCACAGAUCAUCUAUAUCCCCGGACUGAAAGGGUCAUCAAAGCCAGCAAACUCCGUGCCAGUCACCGAGCAAUGGCAAUCAAAGAAGUCAAGAGCGGUUGGCAUCCUUUUCGCCAAAGACAGCCCUUCGGAGAGGAAAAUGAGAAACGAAAAUCAGACCGCUGAAGAUGUCUCCGGGGCGUCGACACCGGCACCACUCGCCGUGCCAAUGAAGGUAGAAAUCUCUGAGAGGGAAUCAAUCGCCAUAGGUGGUAUUACCAAGUUAGCCCUUAUCGCGGCAGAUUUUGGGCUAGGGGACUUUUGUGCAAUGGUUGGCGACAGCGAGUGGCUUCUUCCGGCGCUGAAGGGCCCCCUGAAGCACUACACCGUCGAGCAGCUGCAGGCAGUGUUCACGGCACCGGACCCCGAUGCCUGGCCGACAGCACCACUGCACACGCAGUUGCCCGACAUGCACAGGAUUGGCGACUCGCUUUAUGGCUGCGAUGUCCUCCUGUCGACAUGUGAGCACUCUCACAGAAUUCCCGCAUCCAGCAGGUCGCCUCGAGCAGGCCAAGCGGAAAAGGUCAACCCAGAACUACCAGAUGAUGACGAAGAUGAGUUCAGCUCUGGUUUCGAGGACGAAGCGCAGAAACCCCAACUGCGUUGGCGUUGGAGUGAAAGGAUGGAACUGUGGCACCACAGACCCUGUUCAGACUCUCACACUCCGGUACAGGCACCUGACCGGGUGUCUGGAAGUAUUCCUUGUGCGGGCCAUGGUGGUCGUGCUGGGACGCUCGCCAGCUAUUCGACAGCAGGCCGGAGCGAGCUGCGAGCUCUGCUGCCCCACAAUCAGCUCUCGACCGACGACUUUGCCGGCUGGCUGGUUCUGCAGACCAACGUGGCUCUUAAAGGUAUCCUUGGCAUUAAAGCCAUAGCCGGGCUUGCAGAACUCACGGAGAACUACGCAGAUGCGAAAUGUGACUGGAGGUGCCGCUUGAUUUUUCAUCGCAAGAGAGACACUCUCUCCCCUCGUACCGCUCUCGUCAAUGAAAUGGGCUAUAACCACCAAGACAUACCUAAUGCUGGUAGAGAUCAACUCAACGCCAGCUGUUGGGGAGAAUCCUGGAAGGGUCCCGACCCGGCACCACUGUUGGCACGGAAAUCAACUAGACGACUUGAGCGCCCUUGA
This is a messenger RNA of Fonsecaea erecta, 1263 nucleotides long. RefSeq lists its product as hypothetical. The record is from RefSeq and is a predicted model, not a curated record. Bases 1 to 1263 code for a protein of 420 amino acids. The transcript is spliced from 3 exons. NCBI's taxonomy places the organism in Eukaryota, Fungi, Ascomycota, Eurotiomycetes, Chaetothyriales, Herpotrichiellaceae.